Glycine soja is the source of this 1624-nucleotide messenger RNA. RefSeq names its product glycinol 4-dimethylallyltransferase-like. The record is from RefSeq and is a predicted model, not a curated record. Bases 84 to 1310 code for a protein of 408 amino acids. Gene Ontology annotation, cellular component: membrane. The transcript has 13 exons. NCBI's taxonomy places the organism in Eukaryota, Viridiplantae, Streptophyta, Magnoliopsida, Fabales, Fabaceae. Gene Ontology annotation, molecular function: prenyltransferase activity.
CAGACUUCUAAGACACGAGGAUUGACUUGUCCUUCCUCUCAUCCUCUCUAUAAAGAAAGUGUGCUUAGUUUGGUUCAGUUUCCAUGGAUUCGGGGUCUGUUAUAUCUUCUACUAGUGCCUGCUCAAUCACAACUGGUGGGAAUCUCUGGCGGAGAAAACAUUCCACAAAUAAUAUUUACUAUGCAAGUUCUUGUGCGUCAAAAGCUUCGAAAUACAAAAAGAAAACUCAAAUAGAAUGUAAUAUUUUGAGGUCACAACAGUCAAGUUUGAACCAUCAUUACAAGCGCAUCGAAGGAGGGGCAACAUAUCAAGAUUGCGAUAAAAAAUACGUUGUGAAAGCAAUCCCUGAACCAACUUUUGAUUCUGAACCUUGUGCUUCCAAUCCCGAAAACGUUGUGGACUCUGCAAAAAAAAUCUUAGAUGUUUUCUACCAUUUUUGCUAUCCAUACUCAAUGAUUGCCAUAAUAUUAUGUGCAAUUUCUUCGUCUCUACUUGCGGUGGAGAAACCAUCAGAUAUAUCUUCAUCAUUUCUUAUUGGUGUGUUACAGGCUUUAGUACCUCAUUUGUUUGUCGCAGUUUUUGCUAACGUUGUGAAUCAAGUGUUCGACUAUGAAAUAGACAAGAUAAACAAACCAUAUCUUCCGUUGGCAUCUGGACAAUUAUCAUUUACAACUGCUGUCUUCAUUGCUGCAUCACUUUUAAUUAUGAGCUUUUGGCUUAGCUUGGUUAUAGGUUCUUGGCCGUUGAUUUGGAAUGUUGUAUUGACCUCGUCAGUAUGGAAUGUUUAUUCAAUCAAUGUGCCCCUGUUAAGAUGGAAGAGACACCCGCUGCUUGCGACAAUAUGCACAAUUUCUGUUUGGGCAUUUAUAUUGCCAAUAACAUUUUUCCUUCACAUGCAGACUUUUGUGCUGAAGAGGCCAAUUGUCUUUCCAAGAUCAUUGAUUUUCUAUGUUGUAUUCAUGAUCUUCUACUCUCUGGGUAUGGCAUUGUCCAAGGAUAUAUCUGACGUUAAAGGAGAUAAAGCAUACGGCAUCGAUACUUUCGCGAUACGUUUGGGUCAAAAAUGGGUAUUUUGGAUUUGCAUUAUCCUUUUUGAAAUGGCUUUUGGAGUUGCCCUCUUGGCAGGAGCAACAUCUUCUUACCUUUGGAUUAAAAUUGUCACGGGUCUGGGACAUGCUAUUCUUGCUUCAAUUCUCUUGUACCAAGCCAAAUCUAUAUACUUGAGCAACAAAGUUUCCACUAGAUCGUUUUAUAUGUUGAUCUGGAAGUUGUUGUACGCAGCAUACUUUCUCAUGGCUUUAAUUAGAUAAGGAUGUUGAGGAAGGUUAAAGCAAUGUUCAUAGCACAUUUGGCAGAAUAAAAAGAAUAUGGUAUGCAUCUAAAUUUAUUAAAACAAUAAAAACUGUAGAGAUGUGUGUACCCUGGAUAGUAAUUUGCGAACCAUUAAACUCUUUUUUUAAUUGUGUGAAGACUUUAAUUAUAUAUAUUCUCGUGAAGACUGACUUCUAUAUCAUCAAAUAUUUGUAAGUGCAUGGAAGUCAAUCUGAUUUGAGGGAUGCUUCUAGUUCAUAUGUGAAGGAAGAAAGAAUAGAGGAAGUUCACUUCUGUGUUCAAGUGAAAGAAA